Helianthus annuus (common sunflower) is the source of this 699-nucleotide messenger RNA. RefSeq lists its product as uncharacterized. The record is from RefSeq and is a predicted model, not a curated record. Lineage: Eukaryota; Viridiplantae; Streptophyta; Magnoliopsida; Asterales; Asteraceae. The transcript is spliced from 5 exons. The coding region runs from base 1 to 606 and encodes 201 amino acids.
AUGGAGCAUGGUGACUUGGCAGUUUGGAACGAAGCCGGUCCCCUGCAAUGGUCUGGUUUGGAAUUGCAAGGGUGGGUCCCGUUGGACCAAACUCCGGUCACCGCCAUCUCUUCUCCGGUCACCACCAUCUCUUCUCCGGUCACCACCUCAAAAACCGGAUUCGGUUAUCAUAUGGAUUGGGUACCUACGUAUGCUAAAACCCACACGGACAAUCAAGGGAAUUGGGUUGAUCCGGUUGCUGAACAAAAUUACCGGAACAUACAACAGGCCACAAGUCAAUGGAGCGGUGAGGGUCCGCCAAUUGCCCCGUAUCAGGAAGCGUUGGGUGAGCGGCGAGGAUGGUACCGCGGGAUGGGGCCUAAACCUUCUUCCAACACGUCCUCGCACUCGUCAUCUAACAUGUCGUCUUCGCAAGCUCGGACGCAAGAACCCUUUUCCGAGGAUUUUGUUAACAGCUUGUUCCAAACCCCGUCAUUUUUGAACCAACUUAACAACUAUCUUGCUUCACAAGGAAAAGGAAAAGGAAAGUCAAAAGGCUACGAUUCUGACAACUUAUUCGAUAAUGAAUCCGACGAUGAACCCAACGAUAACGAUAACGAUGAGUGACUUGUUUUUAAUGUAUGCUUUGGAUUUAAUUAAACGUUGUAGGAUAUAAUGUACGACUUAAACGUAGUUUUUAAUUAUAUUACCUUUAGUAUA